Cladophialophora immunda is the source of this 1214-nucleotide messenger RNA. RefSeq lists its product as uncharacterized. Lineage: Eukaryota; Fungi; Ascomycota; Eurotiomycetes; Chaetothyriales; Herpotrichiellaceae. Bases 1 to 1032 code for a protein of 343 amino acids. The record is from RefSeq and is a predicted model, not a curated record. The transcript has a single exon.
AUGACUAAAGUUAACUGUUCUCAAAUCCUGAGGAAGUCUGGGGUCACGGUUAGUCUGCCCAACGCCUAUGGCGUGCACUUCGUGGAUGCCUCGAUGUUGAGUCCGGAUGACUGUUUUCGUCUGUUAGAAGUGUUCAUCUCAGUUACCGACGAUCUAAGGGCUCAAUACUCGUUUAUUCUUCCAGAAAAUACACACAAUGUCCCGGCUGGGUUUAGGGAGGUUUGUCGAGGACAAAAUGUUCUCAGUAUGGAGGGCGAAUCCGUUGGAUUUUCGGCGCAGCAUCGAGUGGUAGUGCCGAAUAAUUCCAAAAUCCCUCAUACCUGGAACGGCGAUCAGACGGCGGCCGCACAUGUUAGCCUCACGGUGGAAACAGAUAUACCGUCUCAUUUGGACGUACCAGCGGGAAUCGUGUAUACGAUCGAAGAUUUCCUGCAAAGAACGACGAACUAUACCACAGAUCCACAGAUAUCUCCCAUGAAGCAGCGCUUCCUCGUGUGUGCCUAUACCGGUCCCGACGCCAACUACCCUCGGACUUUUACCGACUUUGGUGGAAAUUCCAAUGUCAUUGAGGAUGGGUCUCGCCUAGAGACGGCUAUUGAAACGCUUUACCGGAAGACUCAAGCAGAAAGUGGUUCGUUGGAAAGAUUGAUUCGAGACUCUACCCUUAGGGAUUCACCCAAACCUAAAACGGGAAUAUCCGUCCAUCUUGGGGGAGAGUACAAAGCCGACUUCCAGAAUUCUUAUACCUCGGCGGUCGCUAGGCGCAAGAUCACCCUAGUGGAUCUACGGGAAAUACUAAAGGACGCUCACCCAGACAACGACGACAUUGUAAACCUUGCGAUCGUCCAACUCCCAAGACUCGAAGAGGGGUGUGAGGAAGAGCAGCUAAAAGAACAAUGCCAAAGCUGGUUCGAUCUGAGCCAGUUUCCAAUAGAUUGUGGUGAGGCUGGCGACGCUGGGGGUCGUCAGGCUCAGGCUCUGGAUGGCUUGGUCUACCUCGUAAAGAAAAUUUAUGGGAGUUCUUCAUGGUAAUCUCACUUACUGGAGAGACGGAAGGAAACGGAGGACGAGAGACAACAGGAAUAACCUCAUUUGGAACGUCACUCGACGGGAGAAGCCAACAAUCCUCGUGCAUUGGCUCACCGCGGUUAUGGUUAGGAGGAUUAAGGGUGGUGGUGCGGCCUCGGGGGUGUGAGCCAUUGAAAUAUACGAAC